Messenger RNA from Blepharisma stoltei, 1627 nucleotides. NCBI's taxonomy places the organism in Eukaryota, Ciliophora, Heterotrichea, Heterotrichida, Blepharismidae. The record is from the annotation of a GenBank genome assembly.
AUGGAUGAACUUACGACUUGUUCAAUAGAUUGUCAAAAUAAGCCAAUUUAUGUAUGCGACUGCUCGGAUAAAGGGGUCUUUAUAUGCAAUAAUCAUCUUGGGAUGCAUGUAGAAUCAGCUGGAAAGCAUCAUUUCACUCGAAUCAUAAAAAAUCCAGACCUACAAACCAAAAUUACUAUUUCUAAUUUUUUAAAAAACUUAAAGCUUCAAGUAAAACAAGACCGGUCAAAAAUAAUUCAAGAAUCAUCCUUGCUAAUGAAGCAAAUAAAUGAAGCAGUUGAGAAAUCAUUAGGAAAACUUCUAAAUCCCCCUCCGUGAGCGAACAAGAUUUUUUGUUCACCCACGGAGGAAUGUUAAAAAAUUUAUAUAUAAAUUUAAAGAAAAAAAAAAAUUUCGGAAUUUAAAAAAUUCCUACUUCUCGAAAAUUGGAAGGCAAAUAUUAAUUAAUUUGUAAAAUUUAGAUUUUAAAAAUGCAAUUUAUUUAAAAUUAAACAGAAUUAGUUUGAGAUUUCAUGAUACUAGCUAUAACUUAUAUAUCAAAAUUUUUCCUCAUAAAAAAAUUUUAUUAAUUAAAAAAAAUUUUGUUGUUCACAGAGGGUGGGUUUUUGGGCAAAACAUAGUGAUUUUCUAAUGGUUAUGUUCGCUCACGGGGGGAGGAGUAAGGAUAGAAAAAAGAUUAGACAAGUAUAUACGUUUAUGCGAUACCUUUGAAGAAGUGAACAAUCUAAACAGCAAGAGCUUCAUUAAGCCAGCAUUAAAAUUAUCUCCUGAAGAUGCAUUAAAAAUAAAAUUACAUGAAGAUAUAAUGAAGAUUAACAACUCUGGUAUAAAAGAAAAAAUAGAAAGUCUAUUUUCUGUUAAAGAAGCAAAACUUUUAUUUGAUAUUGACAAUUUUGAAGGCUUGGGGCCUACAAAAUUAAAAUAUUUUAAAAACAGAGAUCUAUUUGCCGUUGAUAUUGUGUCACAAACCUCAAUUUCUCAAAACAUAAAUAAGAACUGAAAAGGAUGGGAUCCAACUUGCUUGCUAAAUGAUGGCUCUGUGUUUUGUUGCUUUGAAUCAGAAACUUUUAUUAUAACCCCAAAAAACUUAAUAAUACCUUUAGAUUCUUCUCGGUACAGUAACUGCUCUGGACUUAUUGCAAUUGAUAAUUUUGUUUACAUGUUUGGAGGGUAUGGAAACGCUUCAUUUAAAUUUUCCCUUAGAUCAAAAAAUGGAAAUGCAAUUGCUCAGUAUCCAGUAUCAGGCAACGCAUAUAUUUCUUGUGCUUUUAUUAAUGGUGUGAUAUUAAUCGGAGGUUAUCAAUCUCCAAAUUUAUACGGAUACAAUAUUUCAAAUAAUUCAUAUACAAAUGUUCUAAUUACGCUAUUUGUCGGCACAGGAAAGACUAUUUUAGCAACCAAAAAUAAAGCUUAUAUAAUUCAGUACAAUAACUACUGUUAUGAAAGCGGCUUAAACGAUAUCAAUGCAUGGACAUCAUUUAGGUCUGAUGGCACGUUUAGACAAGGUGAUUCUCGCCAUUCUUAUUCAUUGCUAUAUAAAGAUAGCUUUUACUUUAUAACUUGCGACUACAAACUCAUUGAAUUUGAUUUGAAAAAUAAACAACUAAAACAUCUCAAGACCUUAUAA